CCCUCGCCCCGCCGCCAUCUUCCCCCUCCCUCCUUCCCUCCCUCCGUCCCUCACACCGCCCCCGCCGAGUGACGCGCGGCCCCGCCCGCCCGGGGCUCAGCGCGGGGGACGGCGGCGGCGGCGGCGGAGCGGCCGCACCAGCGCUGCCGGCGGUGCCCGGAGUCCUGCGGCGCAGCUCCGCGGGCGGCAGGUGAUUUUAACCAGCGCUGAUGUGCCCAGCAGCGUGUGUGUGCAUGUUCAGUGUCUUUCCAGGCAUCUCCUCUGUCCUUUUCAAUAGAAGAGAUGUUUGAAAUGUAGGGAAGAGAAGGCAUAGAGAAGUUAACAGUAUGUCCAGGCUCAUUCAGCGAAGGGUGGCAAGACAGAAGUGGAUUUCUGCACGGUGGCUUAGGCCAGUGAGACAACUGUUAGACAAAAUUGCCUUUUUUGGUAUAUGUCAGCUUGAUUUUGGAAGAAAAUAAAUCUGCAUUUAAAGCCUCGGAGUCAUAAUUUUCAUUUUUUGAAUUAACUAUCUGAAUUUUUUUGCCUUGGUAUAUCUAUCACUUUAAACAUUCAAAAAUCAAAAUGACACAUUUAGGAAAAAGAAUUAAUCUGUAGUUUUUUCCAGUUGUCAUCUCUUUUGGAGUUGUGGGAUAUCAUUCUUGAACAUUUACUUUUUUAUUUAUAUAUUGAAGAGGAAAAACUAGAUUUCCUGUUUUUACAGCUCCCAGAUUGUAUCUUGGCUUUGAAUGAACUAGUUCAAUUUGUUGAGAUGAAUAGGAAACUCUGCAUUUUCAGAAAAGGCUACUUUUGUCCAAAGCUGAUGUGCUUUGCCAGCCUAUGGCUCAGCUAUUCAGCUGAUGACAUCUGCCAGUCCAGAACUCUGCCAUGCUUUAAAAAUCCUGGCACUGAUAUGUACUGCCUUAAUAAUUCCUUGUAUCAUGCUAUCCUUCAGGGUGUCCGUGCCCUCCUGUAGCUUGUAAUCCUUUUUGGCAAGGGGGAAGGUCUCACAGUUGUUAAAUACCAACCUGAUGUGAGAAAACAGAUGGCUCCAAACAGGAGAGAAACCUCCACAGGAUCCAAACCCCAGGAGAGGUAUCCCUGGAGUCAGCAAUCUGACAAGGAGGCUGGGAAUGGAGUGCAUGGAUGUCAGCAGUGGGACAUUUUACCAAAACAAAGCAUCCAUGGAACCGUUGUCUAAUCAAUGACUUGUAAGUGCAGGAAUUGGUGCUAUUAGAUUGGAAACAGGUGCUACAAGAUGCCAAGUGAAGUGCUUGAGAGCAGCAGCGGGAUGGAGGAAACAGUGCAGAAAGACAGCAAGUCUGGAGGCCAGAGCCCUCGCUCUGGCACAAUGAAAAGGGCUGUUGCAACCACCGUCACCUUUGAUGGGGAAGCCACUAUGGACCGGAGGAAAAAGAAGAAAAAAGAGUCCCGUCCUGAGUCAAUAAUAGUGUAUCGAUCAGAGAGUGACAAUAAGGUGGAAGAAGAACAGGCGGAUGAAGAAGGAGGGGAGAGGAGCUCUGAGGAAGGCUCCAAGUUCCUGGGCCAGUCUAUGGCAGAUGGUGUCUGGAACAUGCCUUUAGACAGCCGAUAUGUCACCCUGACUGGAACAAUCACCAGGGGAAAGAAGAAGGGUCAGAUGGUGGACAUCCAUGUCACACUGACAGACAAAGAGCUGCAGGAACUGGCUAAGUCAAAGGAACCUCCUAAAGAGGACGUACCCGAGAAGAAGAAGAAAUGUGAUGUUGGGUUGGACAGAGGACCCCACAUUGUCCUCUGGACCAUCAUCUGCCUCCCCGUCAUUUUUGUAGUGUCCUUCGUGGUUUCAUUCUACUACGGAACCAUUACAUGGUACAACAUCUUCUUGGUGUACAAUGAAGAGAGGACCUUCUGGCACAAAAUCACCUUUUGUCCCUUUUUGAUUAUCUUCUACCCAAUUAUAAUUAUGGUUGUUUCUUUUUCCCUAGGCCUGUAUUCAGCUGUGGCCCAGGUAGCAUGGUCCUUUGGGUACUGGUGGCGUGCUGUCAGGGAUAUGGAGAAGGGCUUCUGUGGCUGGCUCUGCAGCAAGCUGGGCUUGGAAGAUUGUUCUCCAUACAGCAUUGUUGAGCUGCUAGAUUCUGACAAUAUCUCAGGUAGUCUCUCUGGCAAGAGCUCUGCGCAGGGUGUUGAAACCUCAGCAGUCUGAGCCUUUGUCCUGGAUGACUAUUUUGGUCAUAUGCGAGUGGUUUUCACCUGGAAAAUAACACACUGAUUUUUUUUCAAAUAUAUGUAUAUAUUUAAACACAAGCUUAAUGAAUAAAAUAUUGGGCUGGGAGUGCUCUUUAAAUAUCACAGAAUGCAGGAAUGCUAGCUUCAUGUGCUCUGGGUGGGGAGAUCCAAGGAUUUGUCAUCUCUUGUGGCUAAUUACAGCUUCUGGGAAUGGUAAGAAAAUCCAGGUCUGCAGGGCUCAGGCUGUUUGAGGAGUGGCAGAGAUACAUGAUGCAAAGUCUGCUUCUGUCACAUUAGACUUUGCUUUUCAGAAAUAGGGCAUAACAGUGACCCACUGACCCAGAAAAGAAGUCUCUGUUUAGGGGAUGAACUUCAGGAGGUAGGAAUCCAUUCAGAGGUGAAGGCUAAAUUGCAAAAUGUGUGGUGUUCCUGCAGUUUUCCUAGAAAGGGUGCUUUUCCAGUCCUUCCAACAAGUGCAGCUAACUUAGGUAGACUGACUGCUUAGACAAUAGUCAGAAUUUGACAAACAGACCACUGGAAUAGUUAUGCCCAGCCUUUCACUGGGAGAGGAGAGCAGAGCAGCCAGCAAUGGCCUGUGAGCUCUGUGCUGACCUGAAACACCCCCAUCACACAAAGAAAGAGUAGGGCUUGCUUUGUAAGGCAACAUGUGGGGACCUGAUGAGCCUGUCACCAAGCACCUUGAGGUAGCUGUAGGUGCAUAGAUGGGUGCUUGGGACACACCUGCAUUUGAUCUCUUGGUAGGUGCACUGCUAGGAAGGAUUGAGCUAUGGGAGUCAUACACAAUGUGCAGUGCAAACAGUUGCGUUAUAGGGAAGAAACACCUGCUCUGAGGAAGGGUGAUCAGUUUGCAUCUCACUGCAAUGCAGGUGCAGACAGGUAGCAUCUGGAUUUAGGGAGGUGGAGUUGAAGGUACUUGGGAUGGGAAGGUGUCAACGAAACAAGUAAUUCUGGUUUUUAAGUUGCUCUUACGGGAGAGCUGUCACAUCUCCCCUUUCAGAAUGGGAGCCUUUCAGAGCCUAUGUCUAUUAGUGCCUCAGAUCUGGAAAUCUGUGUCCACUUCUCCCCUCCCCCCCUUCCUGGUUAAUUAUAUGGAAGAGCAAUGGAUCAUACAUCCUCCUCCCCUCAAGUCUCAUUUUCCUAAUUAGUUUCCCUUCGUUUGGGACUUUGCAUGUCAAGGUGGGCUCCCUGACCAGGCUGAUGUGGCCACUAGGAACUGGAGAAUUUUUAAUUGUCUCUUUAAAAAGACAGCUAGCAGAAAAGUUCUUUUUUACUGCAUUGACUGUUGGGGUUUGGGCCUAUGAAGGACAUGAGAAAAAGAGAGUUUUAAUGGAUUCUGAUGGGCACUGAGUUACACAUGUGAAACAUGAUUUAUUUUCUGAGUGCUGUAGUUCAGCUGGUGCUGCUAGAAAGUCUGUCUGAGCCCCAACCCAGAGGAGCCAACCAUUUGCAUGUGUGUAGGUAGGUAAGUCGUGGUGUGCAAUCUGUCAGCUGCACAGUCACUCAUGUCUGUGUAGAUGUUUCACUUCCCCAGUCUCCCUCCGAGAUGGGGAGCCGCUCUAGUUUUAGGAUGGUAAAAAGAAGCAUUCAGAAGCUGGAUUUCACAGAAACUAAUGCUUUGUGUUGCAUUUUAAGGAUGACCUCAAGACUACACUGACUGUCUGUCCUGGUUAGAACAUCUGGGAACCAGUGAUGUAUAGACAAGUCCAUCCAAUCCUCUAGGCCUGACACUGAGAAAUAAGUAGUUCCUGCUGCAUCCUUGGUCCCUGAGAGGCAUGGUCAAAAGAGCCUCUUAGCACUGGCUGGAGGAUUAACAGUGUGAAUAGUGUACAAACCCAAUAUCAAGGGCAGGCUUGGCCCUACACUUUAUUGACAAAGCAGAGGUGCUCCCUGGCGCAGGUACAGCCAGGCUGUGUUUGCUUCUUCCUGCUUUCAGUUUUUACUGGUGAAGUCUUUCAAGGCAGUGACCAACUUCCAGCAAAAAAAAAAAGAAAUAAAAAAAACCAGACUCCAACCUGUGAGACAAUGUCAGAUAGUUCAGUGGGGUUCAAAGAGGCUGACAAUUGCCUGGGACUGGUUCAAGCAGUGAAAUGCCUUUCACAGGUCUGUCCUGAACAGGCAGGUUGAUAUGCCUCUGAAUUAGCUGAGGACAAGUCAUGCCAGUGCUGGCAAUCUGUAGUGACCCAGUGCAUCCACUCUGCUUAAUAGUGUUCCACAUGGAAAUCACAGGCUCCCACAUGGCUGGAGGGUGGGAAGAAGUGAUUCUUAACAAGCAUUAAGGAGAAGGAAGGUCCACUGGCAAGCGUUCUCACACUUUGCCUGAAGGGACAUUGCUGGCAUGAAAGAAGUGGAUUGUGUAUCUUGGCCCCCACAUGCAGCAAACAAGUUUGAGGAAAGGAUGGCUGGCAAGUGUGCACUGCUGCGGAGGGAGAAAACCCAAUUCAGCUGUCACUGACAAACAGCAGCUGUUCAAGGCUACAUGAAAGGCUGGGGUCAGUUGCACAAAGAGUCUUUAGCUUACAGAGGGCUUGAAUGAUAAAUACUAGCUCAUUACGGAAUACAGCCAUGUGAAAUGUCUGCUGAGCUGCAGGAUUUGCUUUCAGGAUUGCAAAUAGCCUGCUGGAGUGGAGAAAAAAACAGAUCUAUGCCUCUUACUGCUAUGUAGACACCAAGGAGUGUCAGAGGAGUCAUAGUACCCUCCCUCUGCCAUGGCAGCUGUGCUUCUGGGUUUGGAGGUCACCUUUUGGGGGAUAUACUGGGACAAUCCAUAGUGUGUUUUCUACUUGUUUAUACUUAACCAAGCUUGCCUUGGCUCCUGCUAAAGUCAAGGUGUGCCACUGAUUUUGGUGUGGGCUAUUUUAAGCUUGGGGUUAGUUCUGGUGCUAUUUGUAGAAGUUUAAUUCAAACUUUUCCCCAAACAACUCUGGAUAGCUUUCUCUCUUGCCCAUUAUCCUCUUGUAGCAGUUUGCCUGCUGCAAAAUAUAUAAUCAUUAUCAAUUAUUGUAAUAGAAAAAAGCACAAGUUUUUGUCUUGUUCUACCUGCUUUCAGAAACUCACAAGUCAUUUCUGCUUAUGUGCCACUGUCCAACUGCAGGGAAUUCCAGUUAUUCUGAUUGUUGAGUGUGUUUCUGGCUGCUCUAGUCUGGAUUUUUUUUUUUUAAGUAAAGAUAGCGUGCGUUUGCUUAUUAUUUUUAAUUGCAUUUCCUUUCCCCAUCCUUGCUGGCCUGGGUGGAGAAUAAAGAUGUAUGUGGCUUUACAA
This is a messenger RNA of Pseudopipra pipra, 5461 nucleotides long. RefSeq names its product transmembrane protein 169 (gene TMEM169). The record is from RefSeq and is a predicted model, not a curated record. Lineage: Eukaryota; Metazoa; Chordata; Aves; Passeriformes; Pipridae. The transcript has 6 exons. Bases 1235 to 2161 code for a protein of 308 amino acids.